Messenger RNA from Aphanomyces astaci, 5388 nucleotides. RefSeq lists its product as hypothetical. Lineage: Eukaryota; Oomycota; Saprolegniomycetes; Saprolegniales; Verrucalvaceae. Gene Ontology annotation, molecular function: ATP hydrolysis activity; protein binding; ATP binding. The record is from RefSeq and is a predicted model, not a curated record. The transcript is spliced from 19 exons. The coding region runs from base 1 to 5388 and encodes 1795 amino acids. Gene Ontology annotation, biological process: transmembrane transport. Gene Ontology annotation, cellular component: membrane.
AUGCAAGCGGUGCUCCGCACGAGCCAGUCAAAGCUACAUGCGACGCCCUUCCUACAUCCACAUCCUUCGCUGAAUGCGUCGCCACUGCUUCUGCGUGCCGUGUCCACCGUCGUACCAGUGCACACCACACCCCGGAAAAAGAAGCGAAAGGGAAACUCGCCACAGCAUGCUUCCAAGCCGUCGUCACAUCCCCACCCCAACCAGAAAACAUCGCUGGUGAACAAAUCCAACGCGUCCGUUCUGGGUUCGACCAAUGCCACCCAGGAGAAGGCCCAGGAACCAUCCACCGUAGUAGAACCUGCUGCAGCAACCACACCGUCCGACAAGGACGUGCCUCAACCUGCAACUUCAGGGACACCGAAACGAGGUGACCAUCACGCGUCGUCCUCCACGGAUCUGGUUGUGAGUGCUACACAACCGUCAACGAAAGGCCACGCGCAAAAGAAAGCCGCGAUCGCCACGAAACCACCAACGUCGCCUCUGGUCGAAGAGGCCCAAGUGGUCAUCGGCCUCCUGGAAGAAAUUGCCCAGCGCCAACGCGCGCUGCCAUCCGCCGCGCAUGUGACGACAAUGCUCAACUACACGUCGCGCGACCAGGAAGACACGUUUUUCAAGCUGUUCGAGUUGUACCGCAAGCACGGCAACUCCAACGUGGACUCGACAUUUCUCAUUCCAGGAGUCGUCAAGUGCUGCGAAGUGGGCAAUUCCAAGCAAGCUGUGGCCAUUGCGACGGACAUGGUGAACAACGGCCGAAAGGUGGACCGCCACACAUUGCAUUUGAUCCUACGGGUCGCGGAAACCAACAGUGCUGCUCGAGAUGCGUUGAAAGUGCUCGACUUGCUCCUGCAGGAAGGCCACUUGGUCACGACACAAGACUACCAGCGCAUUCUGGCCAUCUGCACAGCCGACCACCACGAAGACGGUGCGCUCCGCAUUUUGCAAGCGCUGCGGCCGCUGACUACAAUUGCGUCCGACACGUAUCUUCAUUGGCUGUCGCGGUCGGCCAUGGUGUGGCGCGCCGACAUCUUCUUGGCGCUGCUCCAAGAAAUGCGGUUGUCUGGUGUGGAGCCGCGGAUUCCAUCGCUCACGUCACUGGAAGUCGGUCGCAAGGAUCCGGCGCUGACUGUCAUGGAAGGGGUCCGGGCGGUGGGUCUGGACCCGUGCUUUGCCAUGUCGGCCGUGUACGAAUCCAUUGCCAAGGCGAUCGGGAAGGGAGACCGUCGAGACGGCGGGGUCACACGUCGACAGCGUGAAACCGCGUUGGAAAAAUUUGGCACGUUAAAAGUACGCAAGUUGGAAUGGGAAGUGCAACCGAUUCCCCAGCUAUUGGAAACCCAAGCGGCGGGGUUGUUGCUCAAGAAGGAAACAUUUCGCCGUCUCAAGUACCAGCAAGUGACCCGCGUGGAAUCGUAUUUGAACAUGCUCCCCAUCACGACCAACGUGACGCUCAAUCUGCGCAAGCAGUUGCUCCGCAUGUCGUUGCUAGUCAACACACACCGCGUCAAGCGCAACAAGUACAUGAUUCUCGGCGAAUACGAGCGCGGCAAGUCGCUCAUUGACUUGAGCAACAUCCACAACUACCCGCCCGUGUCGCUCAUGCGCAUCAUCCUCGAAGCGCGGGGCAUGAGUCCCCGGGCUAUCAAGAAUGCGUUGGCGGCCCCGGGGGACCUCACCCCCCGCGACAACAACGAGCUGAACCGCGCCAAGUUGAACGACUCGAUCCACCGAAAUGACCCCUUGCUGGACUUGCCAGACUAUACGUCGUCGUCGCUCGAAACAACACUCAUGCACUAUUUUAUCUCCAAGGGCAUUCGCGUCAGUACGCAAGCGGAAUUGGCAUUGGACCAGGAAAAGAUCUACGGUCGCGCCGUGAUUUCCCCCGACUUGCUCUUGCUGGACCCCGUGUUGAUCAAUGGCGUACCCGUGCGUUGGAUCGAUGCCAAGAAUUAUUAUGGCGCGCACAUUGUCAACAAGCGGCUGAUCGCCAAGCAGCUGGCCUCGUACGUGAAAGAAUGGGGCCCCGGCGCGGUCGUGUAUGGCAUGGGAUACAGUGACAUGAUUUCGAUCCCUGGGGUGGUCUGCUUGGAUAUGACCCCCAUCCCAAAGACGUCGUGGGGCAAGUUCAAAAUGGUGACCAAGUCGUACAUGUACACGUUCCGCAAUCUAUUCCGAUGGGCGCCGCACCUGGGCAGCGAAUUGACCCAGGAGUAUCUCACAUCGAACGACUUAACCGAAGUGAAUCGGGAGCGUGGAGCCCAAGAACGGUUGGAGCGAUCGGCAGCGAAAUCCGCCAAGAACCCCGUCGCCGCGGAAAAGAAAGAAGCGAGGAUACUAAAAAUAGUAUUUCGGCAUCGCAAAGCACCUCCAGACUCGAUCCUUCGUGCGCCUUCCAACCCGGUCUUGUCCAUGGAGCUGUAUCCGACGGCAGACAACGCGACGGACGUUAGAAUACCCCAUGCAGGCGAUGACGUUGCGUUCACGGAACCAUAUCACAUACAGAACAACAGUCCCCGGCCGUCGCUGACCACUUUGACGCACACGCAAAACAUACCUAUGACAUCCAGCUGGUGGCCGGUGAUGAGUCAAUGGUUGCCCUCGCUCGUCGUAACACCCAGCGUGAUUGUCUGCGCUCACUUUCGUGGCCCCAACGGCGCCAUGACCUUGGGCGCAGUAGCCGUCGCCCUUUGUAGCUACGAGUAUGCCUGGCUAACUUACAAGAUUCGGCAUCACGUGCUUUUGCUUUACGAGAGAUAUAUGAUCGACCAAGAGGCCAAGAACAACAACUCAUUAUAUGUUGUCCAACAUGGACGGUACCAGAAUCCGUUGGACGACACCGUGUGCGCCGUCCACAUGAGUAUGCGACGACGUUGGUGGAGCAGGUGUGCCAUUGCCGGAUUCGUGGCUGUGGUUGCCGCUGGUUCGAUGACUGGAAUUCUCAACAAAGUCCAAGCGAGGCUGCAGCUCAACAAUCCGGAACUUCUUACGUUCACCGCCAUCGCGUACGCCGUCGUAGGGUGCUCAGCUGCUCUCGCUCCUACGUGGACCUACGGCGUGGUGCUGUUGCUUCAAGUGUCUGGUUUUGCGGUGCUGACGGGCAGUGUGGCGGUGUGGGGGGCGACUCGGAUCUUCGCGUCGACCAUUCCCCUUUGGCAGUACAUUUUGUUUGCUGUGGUGGCCACCUUGAUGUCAAGGUAUGGUCGGAUGUUUGUUGGCAUGCUGAAGCACCGGACGAUUGAUCCCUGGCAUUGGUUGCUGUUCAUGGCGGCAACGUUCGCAAUUUUCCAUCGCGUGGUUGCACCUGAAGUCUAUGCGUCCGUCCUCCAAAUGCCAGAACACGACGCAGCGAAUGUCACCACUGCCGAAGAUGACAAGGCCACCGCCGCGUGUGGUGGGGAUGAGACCCUGCUUUUCCAAAAUCUCCAGUGGACAGUGAAACACGGCGACCUCGUGGUUGUCCAUGGCGCUGUCGGCGCUGGCAAGUCUUCGCUUUGCUCUGUUUUGCUGGGGGAGAUAAUUAAACGAAGCGGGUCUGUCUUGUGGGCGGGUCGGUGGCGUAUGUGGCCCAUCAACCGUGGAUCCUCAACGCCUCCAUUCGAGACAACAUCCUAUUCGGCAAACCAUUCGAUCUCGUCAAGGAUCAGCUUGGCCCGCGCUUGCUACUCUGACGCAGACGUGUGCAUUCUGGACGCCCCGCUCGCCGCUGUGGGCGCGCUGGUGUUCAACGAGAUCUUCCCCAAGUUCCCCAAUCGAGGGUUCUGGGAACGGGAGGGUAAGACGAGCGACGUCGACACCCCAGACGAGGAAACAAGCGACAGACACGACGAUGUAGUGUUAGUUACACCGACGAACCGGUCCUCGACGAAAGUCGCGCCGACGGACAUAUGCGUGUCUGGCGCCGUCGUGCGUGCGUACUUGGCUAGCUUGGGCGGUUAUGGGGCGCUGGUGAUUGUGCUAUUGACGACACUCGUCACGGAAGUCGUCCGGCUCAGCUGUGAGAUGUGGCUGUCGUAUUGGGGCAACGAAGCGUCGUCGUCCAGAAAUCUUGCACGGGACAGCCGGCGCGCCAUCAUGAACGACAACCUGAACAUCUACUCCGCCUUGGUAUUUGCGAUGUGCGUCCUCACGGUCGGCCAAGUGGGUGUCGUGAUGCUGUUGGGUCUCCGGGGAUCCAAAAACAUGUUUGAAGCCAUGCUCGGCAGCCUUGUCCGCACCCCCACACGUUUCUUCGACACGAAUCCCAUGGGCCGCCUCUUGAAUCGGUGUGGCGACGCCGUGUUCCAGUGUGACAUUGAGAUUCCGCUCGCGCUGUCGUCCAUCUUGCUCCAAACGGCCAGCGCCCUCAGCAAGAUCCUCACCAGCGUGUUUGUGAUCCAAUGGAUGGGGCUCCUCUUGCCGCCACUGGUCUAUGGCUACUACAAGCUCGGGGCCGAAGCCAUCGACGGCGCCGUGACCAUCCGUGCGUUUGGCCGAUCGGCCACAUGUUUUGUCAUGGUGGCCGUGAACCAAUGGUACAGUCUGCGGAUUCAGUUUGUCAGCAACGCAAUGGUCCACGCGAUUUUACUGGGUUGUGUCGUCGGGUGUUCGAAAAUGUCCCCAGGACUGCUGGCGCUAGUCAUCACGUCGUAUGGCCAAUCUCGUCAGCAUGUGAACGAGGAAGGGUCCAAGGAUGUGGUCGCGCUCGAGGCGCUGUGGCCGACGACGGGACACAUUGCGUUUGACCGAGUAGGUUUCCAGUACAAGGUCGAUGACCCGCUAGUCCUCCAAAACGUGAGUUUUACCAUCAAAGGCGGGGAAAAGGUCGGGGUGGUCGGUCGAACUGGCGUCGGCAAGUCCAGGUUGACCAUGGCGCUGUUCUGCAUCAACGAACUGGCCAGUGGAACUAUCAGCAUCGACGGCAUCGACACCGCGACCCUUCCCUUGCGGCAACUUCGGCGCGGACUAGCCAUCAUCCCCCAGAACCCCGUCCACUUCAAAGGCACUUUGCGCACAAACUUGGAUCCGUUGGAUGCCUACUCGGACAACCAACUGUGGGCUGCGCUUGGAAAAGUCAAGCUUCUCGACCGCCUCACUAAGUCCGAAGCAAAUGUCGGCGAGCGGCAGAUGCUGUGCAUGACGCGAGCGCUGCUUGGACAAGCCAAGAUUGUGGUGCUGGAACGAGGCCACGGCAGCCGUGAACCCACGGACGAGAUGCUUCAGAGGAUCAUUCGAAACGAGUUUGCAGGGGCGACCCCCUUGACCAUCGCCCACCGAUUGGGGACAAUUCUGGACUACGACCGCAUCCUAGUGUUUGAUCAUGGCACUCUCAUGCAAAAUGACACCCCGGACGUCUUCCUGGCAGACACUCGAGGCGAAUUUUACGAAUUGGCUGCCGAGGUUGGAGCGAACUAG